Peronospora belbahrii is the source of this 2301-nucleotide messenger RNA. NCBI's taxonomy places the organism in Eukaryota, Oomycota, Peronosporomycetes, Peronosporales, Peronosporaceae. The record is from the annotation of a GenBank genome assembly.
AUGCCAGGCGAGCAGCAUCAGCAGAAGGAAGAGAAUAACGACAAUGGAAAGAGUGACAUGUCAAUUAUAUCGUCCUCAGGUGGUAGCAGUAGUGGUGUCCAAGCGCUUCCACCAUUGCCAUUUGAUGAAAGUUUAGUCACAACUCUCUCGACGGCUUGCAGUGGAGCAGAGACGAUGGCUACAACAACCAGUAGUAAGUCAGCAGCAGAUUUCUUCCUGGACCAAAUUGCUGCUGUAGUUUCGGACGAGAAAAAACUCUCGGAUAAUAUCAUGGACUUGAUCCCGCCUGUGGAAACACCGAUUAGUCAAGCAGAUGCAGUAACGCAGGGGUUGAAUGGAGGACUGACGUCCUCGAUUGGAAUACCAUUGCAGCCACCACCUGGAUUGAUGAUGCGUGCCUUGUCGCCACCAUCGUCGCUCUUGCCGGAUUUUGGAGAUAUUGCGUCAUUGGCGUUGCUUGGAGAUACCGCAGUGUCUGGAAUAAUGGCUAGUACCGAUGAUAGUGCAAAGCAGACGACGACGACGACAAUGAUGACUACAGCAGCAACACGAGAAGUUCCAAUUGUGAAGACUGACGGUGCAGGUACAACCUCAGCGAUGAGGAGAAAAGCAGAGUCAGUAACAACAGCGGCUAUGGUGCACAAGAAGCAGAAGAUGGACAACAUUACGCCAGAGCUUACUAAAAAUGAAGCUGCAGCAUCCGUACCUGUAUCAGCUUAUCAACAACAGCAGGCCAGGCAAAAUCUUGCCAAUAUUAAUAACUCGUUGACCUCGUCGACGGCGGUGGCUGUCGCUGCAGCUGCAGCGGCACGUGAGAAAGUAAUGAAGGAGCCACAGUCUGGUGAUCUUUACGAGUGUGUGAUCACCAAGCGGAAUGGUGGGCUAGGAUUGACACUCGCAUGCGUGGAUGACCACGUGCAGAUUACAGGUCUUGCACCGGACACACCUGCUGCUAACAGCGGCAUCUCUGUUGGUGACACACUCGUAGCUGUAUCGGGGUUACCCGUGCGUGGUCUUCAAUUUUCGACGGUGAUUGGCCGCCUAAAAUCGACGUCACGCAACUCGGUUGUACUCAAACUUCGUCGCAAUCCCUUUCGACAAAAUACUGGCAGUUUAGCAUCAUACCGUGGGAUGAAACGACCUGGUCGUAGUGUGAUCAAGGGAUCUGAUAGCAGUAACAGUGCUAAUGUGUUGUCAAGCAAGACAAUGGCAUUGGAGACACGGAUAGGUGGAGGUGUCGGAAACGGUCUGAAUGGUACUGCUGCAGGUCUGGCUGGCGCAUCAAACAACAGGAGUGCAACUGUUGGCUUAGACGACCUGCAUCGCUCGCACCAUCAAGGAGUGACAGGUUUUACGAACCAUGCCACAGGUCUGCACCAUGCGCAACACUUGCAAGUGCAUUUGAAAUCGGAGCCCAUGAACUCGGCCUAUUUUCCUACAGAUGCGUCUAUUCUUACAAUGGGAACAACAGCUCCUGGGUCCAGCACUUCAAGUGCAGUUUUAGUUACUGCUUUUGCGCCAUCAUCAUUGGUUCCCAAUGACACACAGUCUGGAUGGAGAGUCAGUAAUGAGGAGAAGGACCGUUACUAUGCCGAGUGCCGUGCUCUUCGACAUGAGUUGGGAAGAUCCAUGGUAGCGCAACGAAUUCAACAGCGAGAUACAGCGUUUUACACUUCUCAGUUACAGGCGGUUGUGGACAAGUUUCAGGAGCAAGCUCGAUCGUUGAAACCUACACAAUCUGCUUCAGUAUCUGCAAGCGCAUUGGCCCCAUCGACUUCUACCGAUAGCGACAAAGUUGCAGCACUACGUCAGAAGUUGGUGGAAGCAAACCAAGCGCUAGCAAAACAACAGACGGAAAUACUGGCUCUUCAAGAACGUGAAGCUCGGCAUGCACUUCCGGAAGCCCAGCGAGUGAAGUGGCAACUUGUGUCGCUCAUGAGGAAAAGUAUGCUUCAGAUUGAUUGCAAAGCGGCUUCCAAUUGGUCGUCAACGCCGUCUGUGAAAAAGACCAGCCCGACCUUGAACUUUGAGGAGCGGUUUGAUGGCGUCCGCCCGUGCUCUUUUGCACUACUGGUUGGUCAGAGCAGUGUGAAACUUGAACCACCUACAGUUGAGCUUGAGCUUAGUGUGAAAGCUUGCACGGAGCUAUUAGGUUGGAAUCUCCGGGAAGUAGUAGUCCAAGCAGGAGGAACGUAUAUUGUAAGCGCGGCUGACACUGUUCAUGUGAAGUAUCUGCGAACUGAAGAAGCGCUGGUCGUCUCGUGGACACUGUCUGUGGUAGAUAACAGCAACAGGAAAUGA